AUGACCUUCCUCUGGCUCCUCUCCUGCUGUGCCCUCCUGGGCACUGCCUUUGGCUGCGGGGUCCCCAGCAUCCACCCCGUGCUCAGCGGUCUCUCCCGAAUUGUCAAUGGGGAGGAUGCUGUUCCUGGCUCCUGGCCGUGGCAGGUGUCACUACAGGACAGCACCGGCUACCACUUCUGUGGGGGCUCCCUCAUCAGCGAGGACUGGGUAGUCACUGCUGCCCACUGCGGGGUCAGGACCUCCCACCUGGUCGUGGCUGGGGAGUUUGACCAGGGCUCAGAUGCAGAGAGCAUUCAAGUGCUCAAGAUUGCCCAGGUCUUCAAGAACCCCAAGUUCAACAUGUUCACCAUCAACCAUGACAUCACCCUGCUGAAGCUGGCCACGCCCGCCCGCUUCACCCAGACCGUGUCUGCUGUGUGCCUGCCCAGUGAGGACGAUGACUUCCCGGCCGGCUCCCUCUGUGCCACCACAGGCUGGGGCCUCACCAAGCACACCAAUGCCAACACCCCUGACCGCCUGCAGCAGGCAGCCCUGCCCCUCCUGUCCAACGCUGACUGCAAGAAGUACUGGGGCAGCAGGAUCACCGACCUCAUGGUCUGCGCCGGGGCCAGUGGCGUCUCUUCCUGCAUGGGUGACUCUGGCGGCCCCCUGGUCUGUCAGAAGGAUGGCGCCUGGACCCUGGUGGGCAUCGUGUCCUGGGGCAGCGGCACCUGCUCCACCUCCUCCCCCGGCGUAUAUGCCCGUGUCACUGGCCUCAUGCCAUGGGUGCAGCAGAUCCUGGCUGCCAACUGA
Orycteropus afer afer is the source of this 792-nucleotide messenger RNA. RefSeq names its product chymotrypsinogen 2. Gene Ontology annotation, molecular function: serine-type endopeptidase activity. The coding region runs from base 1 to 792 and encodes 263 amino acids. Lineage: Eukaryota; Metazoa; Chordata; Mammalia; Tubulidentata; Orycteropodidae. Gene Ontology annotation, biological process: proteolysis. The record is from RefSeq and is a predicted model, not a curated record. The transcript is spliced from 7 exons.